This is a messenger RNA of Pseudovirgaria hyperparasitica, 6021 nucleotides long. Its product is annotated as ankyrin. The coding region runs from base 1 to 6021 and encodes 2006 amino acids. The record is from RefSeq and is a predicted model, not a curated record. Lineage: Eukaryota; Fungi; Ascomycota; Dothideomycetes; Acrospermales; Acrospermaceae. Gene Ontology annotation, molecular function: protein binding. The transcript has 4 exons.
AUGACAUCUGAAACUGAAUUGUCCGAUGGCAGUGAUAGUUUUGAGCGAGUCGAUCUCGAUGAUGUCGCUAAUGAAAUUGUCGCGAGAAAGCAACCCGAUGUGACAAAGAUCCGAGCAUGGCUUCAGCCCACAGAUUACGCCGCGAGUUCCAGUGAAUACAUGCGACAUCUUUCUUCGCAGGCUCCCGGCACCGGAGAAUGGAUCCGAGAAACAACUCAGUUCGAUCUGUGGCAUCUAUCGCCCGAUCAUGGUUCUAUCUGGAUUAAGGCAGUACCUGGUGCUGGCAAGAGCGUUAUCGCUGCUUCUAUGGUCAAAUCACUCUCCGAAGACGAAUGUGUUCCAGUCUUAUUCUUUUUCUUUCGCCAUAUCAUAGAGAAGAAUCGGACCAGCCGUUCGCUCCUCCGGGACUGGUUGUCUCAGCUACUGCCUUCUAGCGCCAUCCUGCAAGUGUCUCUUUGGGAACACGUCGAAAGCAAAGUGGCAUUAGAGACUGUGUCAAGCGAAGAACUCUGGCGGCAUCUCCAGACGGCUCUGAAAUCUCUGCCAAGAGCCUACUGCAUUGUUGAUGCUCUUGAUGAGAUGGAACUUGAUCACAAGUUUCUGGAGCGCCUCAACCGGCUUGGGACUCUGAAGCCAAAAACAAUCAAGCUAUUGAUGACAAGUCGCCCCAAACAGUACCUGCAGCAAGCUUUGAGAGACCCUGAAGUGAUUCAUGUCAGCCUUGAGGAAGAAUUAGUCAAGCGUGAUAUAGCACUCUUUGUUCGCCAACGUGCCGGAAAGCUUGUCACACAUGGGAUCAAUCUUGAACUGCAGAACUUGGUGUGUGAGACCGUGUGCGAACGUAGUCAGGGACUGUUUCUUUAUGCACGUCUCAUGCUGGAGCAAAUCACCGAUCUUGUCAGAUCAUCCAACCAGGAUAAACAAAUCCUCCGUAAUGUCAUCCUCAAAAUUCCGGUCGGGCUCGAAGCGAUGUACGACAGCGUUCUAGCCGAACAUGCUCGUAGGACUGGGAUCGAUGUAUCCGUCCAACUAUUCAUCUUACAGCUGGUAACGCAUUCCUCCAGACCUUUGCGUCUCAUCGAAAUCGCAUCAGCUCUUAAAUCAUGCCUUCCCUCCACAUCAUGGAAUCGUCGGAAAGAACUUGUGCGAUCAGGCUGCGGCCCUCUGCUUGAAUGCAUGGAAGACGAGACCAUUGGUGUACUACAUCAUUCUUUUACCGAGUUCCUGACAGACGCGAAUAGGAGACUGCGCGGACUGCAGAGCUUCCCAGUCGUGGAAUCUUCAAGUGCACAUAGAGCUAUUGCACUGGUCUGUCUUUACACACUUCAAUGCAAUGGUGUCAAGGGGAUCAGCCUAUACCAGCAGAGUGAAGCAGACGAGAAGGAUGAGCUGGAUGACGAGUAUGACUAUCGCAGACCUCGAACAAUGCGUAAGCUUGAAGGAAUAUACGAGAAGGUGGCCUUGAUGUCUUACGCGGUCAAAAACUGGUUCUAUCAUACUCGCCAAUUGACGGACUCAACAGACGACAGUUUCUACGACGAGCUUACCAGAUUUUCUGUACCCAGAAGCUCGCACUUCAGAGCUUGGAUCAACCUCUAUAAUGCCAGUUUACCGCGAAACAAGUAUGGGAGUCUCUCAGACACAGGCACUCUGGCAAGGAAAGGAACCACAUCUUUGCACAUUGCUGCUGGGUUCGACUUAUUACACUGGGCACAGAGACUGAUUCGUGGCGGCGUUGACCUCAAUGCGCGAGAUGACUAUGAUGCUACAGCGAUAUACUAUGCAUCAAAAGCUGGUCAUACUGGAAUGGUUAAGCUGCUCCUCGAUGCUGGCGCAGAUCCAGAUAUGGACUGUUGUAAUGGCCAUAAGCCACUACACGAGGCAGCAUCCAGAAAUCAUGCGCAGGUAGUUAGAUUGUUACUUGAAGCUGGUGUCAGUCCAAAAACUGGCAAGACUCGCGAUCCUGGGAGGAAAUGUGGUAAUGCCAAGUCAAGCAUAGGUUACCAUCCUCUGCAGUUCGCUGCAAAUCGGGGUCACAUUGACACGGUUCGAGAGAUGAUCCCCUAUCUGACCCGCGAGGACCUUCACGAAGCUCUUGGUGAUGCUGUAAGUGGGGGACACGCCCCUUUGAUGACAUUCCUGUUAGAUGAUGCAAAAUUGUCUCCUGACUGUCGGUCUAAAAUUAGACAUGGCGGUGUUGGCAGAACUAUUGGUGGCAAGCCUAUCCUUAUCCAUGCCAUUCAAUCGAGGAAUCCUGAGUGCGUAAAAGUUCUCCUGGAUCGUAGGGCUGACAUUAACGUGGGGAUCGAUAUGGAAGGCUGUGACGAUGAGUCAGCAUCUUAUCCAGUAUCACAACGUGAUGAGUCUCGAAGCGUACUGCACCAUGUCGCGGGAUGCGGCCCGUACGGUGACCAAGAUGAAACCAUCCAAGAAAUGUUAGAUUUACUCCUGGCGGCCGGCGCCGAUCUCGAGGCAAGGGAUAGAGACAUGAGGACUCCUCUACUCCAUACCAUCAGCCUACGAUUCCCAAUGCUGAGAUCACUCGAGCUAUUCAUAAAAGCUGGGGCUGAUGUUCUAGCUAAGGACAAGGACGGUAACACUCUGCUGCACCAGGCAUGUGCAUAUAGUCUGCAUGAGCUGGAAACCAUCACUAGGGUACUGGAAGCUGGCCUAGAUCCGAAUAUUGCGCGAAUCUCGGAUGGGAAGACACCCCUACAUCUCUUUUUGUCACGAACUCACUAUAAUUUAGAAGCACUGACGCUGCUCUUAGAGCAUGGAGCAGAUGUCAACAGCCAGGACAACGAUGGUAACAGUCCGCUGCACUAUAUGUACCGGAAUAGCAAUACAGUCAUGGGAGCUUUGACUCUACUAACCAAUCGAGGUGCUUGGAUCAACGCACAGAAUAAGAGUGGCAAGACCUCCCUACAUUCCCAUGCCGCCACAGGCCCACCGCGAGGUACAUCUUGGAAAACAUUGUUCGAGCAGAAAUUGGAUCUCGCCAUUGAUCAUGGUGCUGAUUUGGAAAUCCGCGAUCUUGAGGGCGAGUCUGUUCUAAUGACAGCGGUAGAGCUCCAACCUCAUCUAGUCCAGCUAUACCUUGAUCUUCCACAGCACCCGUCAGUCUUGACAAGGACUAAUCAAGGAAAGACCCUAUUGCAUAAAAUUUGUUCUGUAAGGCGAAGCUAUGACGCUCUUGACACGAACACAUUCGAUCUCUUGCUCAAGUAUGGAGCCGAUCCUAUGGUUCUGGAUUAUUCUGGCAAUACCCUGCUCCAUGAAUUUGCGCCACAUUUCAACGGGUCAUCUGGUGACAUUGAAUUCAUCUCGAAGCUCGUCAAAGCCGGUAUAUCCCCACGAUCAGUCAACAGUAGGGGGCAAACCGCAGCACAUCUCAGCACUGUAUCGACCGAUAGAAAAGAGAAAAACCGGUACCAGCACCACCACAUACCAUAUCGAAAAAGUUUUGUGUCCGUAUUGUUAGACCUGGAUCCUAAAUUCGACCCAAACACUCCAGAUAGCGAAGGUAUGAUGGCACUCCACAACGCGAUCUUAUCAUCGACAAGGGAAGCUUAUGAGCUUAUUGAUGCUGGUGCUGAUGUGACUUAUUCAAAUUCGAAAGGCGAGACUCCACUCCAUCUCGCUGCUAAAUCUGGUUGUGCCGAUACGGUUGCUCUUCUCUUGGCACAACUAGAAGAAGUUUCAUCGUCCGGCAUAGAUUCAGUCGAUUGUUUGGGAAAUACUGCGCUGCACUACGCUUGUCAGUCUCAUGAGCCGGAAUCUGUGAAGCUACUCAUCGACUCUGGUUGUAACAUACAUAUUCGCAACAAAGCUCAAAAGUCCGCAUUUGAAGUGUUUGUCGAAAGUUUGCCCGGUGAACAUGCGAUAAAAGCACCCCAGAAGCAAGAUAUGCUGCCACAGAUUGAUCACGAUAGUAAACCAAUGAGUUCCAUUUACCGGGCAGGCGAAAUUAGAAAACUGCUGAGAGACGCUGGCGAGAAGUCAGAAGCAACUCACGAUCUCUUUAAGAGAACAGAUUGGCUCGAAACCGCACGUGAAGGCGACGGCUAUACUAAUAGCACAGACAUCUGGCAUCGGCUUAGAGACGUACACGAAACUGGCGUGAACAAUCUAAUGAAACAUGGUAUUAAUUGGCACAUGACUGACUCGACUUGUUGGUCGCAAGAUACGCCAGUCACUUACCUUGUUUCACAAGCUAUGACGGGAGCAGUUCGCAAAGUCGCUCAUUUCGGCAUGCUUUACGACGAUCCUGAGUUUAUUCGUGGUUUCAAGUCAACUGCCUCGCGCAAUGGUCUGCCGCAGCCACUACUUCAGACAGCAUGUAAAAGCACUAAUUAUAAUAUGAGUAUGAUCGAAUUACUCUGGAACGAUGGUAAUAUAGACGUCAAUACUCAUGGCUUAGUAUUCCAGAAGACUGGUAAUCAUUCAACAGAGAAUAUCGUCCAAGGAUCCACUGCACUGCAUUUACUUGCUCGGGGUACCUCAUUCUGGCAUAUUAAAGCUUUAAAAUAUCUCCUAGACCUUGGUGCGGACCCCAACGCCCUUGACCAGGACGGUGCUACACCAUUGCACGUUGCAAGCUCUGAUCAUUACGGUCGCCCUGGUUUCUUUGCACCACAAUGUUGUAAAGUACUGCUUGACAAUGGCGCAGACCCAAAUAUUGUGGACAAUGCUGGAUUAGUCCCUCUAAACAGAGCGAGAGAUGGACGAGACAUUGUUGGGAUACUCCUGGAAGCUGGAGCGAACAGCCAGGCCGGGAACAAGAACGUCCUCAUUUCUGCGAUCGAGUCGGCCAGUCCACAGUUGGUCCAGCUCUACCUCGAUCAUGGAGCGGAUCCCAACAUACCGUACAAGCCAAAUGAUAGGUUGUCCGGACUUGAUAUGCGGCACGACGAAGGUGACUUCGAGUACCCCCUUGUUAUAGCUUGUAUACCAUCCGCACACGCCGGCUGCUCCAAGCAGAAAAGUUUUGACAUGAUUACGCUUCUCCUUGAUCAUGGUGCGAAGAUUGACCUUCCAAUAAAUAAAGAUGAGACUUUGAUCCACUACCUGUUCAGACGCGCUACCACAGAACGUUUGGAAGCGUUCCUUGAAAGGGGUGAACUUGAUCUCACGAUCCGAGAUCCCCAUGGUCGGACGGUCUUGAUGGCAGCUCUUCAAUCAACACAGACUCACGAAUAUAGACGCAGCUUUCUUUAUAUGGAUGUUCGCAAACAGCUCCAAGCGAUAUAUGUCACAGCUGCUGAUGCGCUCAUGCGGUCCGACCUACACAGUCGCUCUAUCGAUUACCUUGCGGUGGACCAUGACGGCCGCAAUAUUCUUCACUACUUUGUGGAUCCAAACCCCGAUAGGAAAUCGAGCAAGUGCGACAAGGAGAUUCCUGCACAUAUCUUGACAACUCCCGGUGUUGCAGAACUCGUUCAUAUGAAGGACCAAAGAGGCCUAACACCUUUCCUCGACGCCCUCAGAGCUCACGGUAAUACGACAUUGGAGCAAUUACUUACCUCCUUCUCACCUAAUCUGUUCGACGUUGGUCCUAGUGGAAAUACAUGCCUACAUUACAUCGCGCGUGCUGGGCUUGAAAAUAUUGAGACUCGGAAACACAUCAUCGAGAAAUAUAUCUAUAUGGGUGGCUACAUCGAUGUUCGCAACAACGCCGGCGAGACCCCUCUACUUGCGCACCUUACCGUACCACCCGGUGACUACCCACAUUCUGAGAAGGAUCAAGUGCCAGUGCCAGGAUCUUUCAGCCGCGAAAAGAACCUGCGCUACUUGAUCGACCUUGGAGCAGACAUCAGGGCAACUACACACGACGGUGAUUCCGCAUUGCAUGUUGUUGCGCGACUAAAAGACUCAUUCGAGACUACGGCGGUUUUUAAGAUGUUGAUAGCUGAGGGCUGCGAAGCUCUAAGAGAGAAUAAGGAAGGUAAGACUGCUCUGGACAUUGCGGCAGCAAAGGAGAACAAAAGCAUCCUGAAGCUCUUUGCGCGGAAGAAGGCGUAG